ACUCGGCUCCGUAUUUUCCGUGGUCUCGUAAAGUGCCCAAAAGGUUCACCUAGCGAACACUGAAAACUUGGAUAGAGCCGGAAAUUAACUCAAUACAAACCCUAAUAGCAGUGUAUGAUCCAAUCCUCUCUCGGCCAUCGGAUCCCCAAAAAGAACACUUACAGGUGCUAGACUUAAUGGAUUCCAACAUGCAAUCUCCAACCCCAGACAAUGUUGAGACAAAAGCGGCAUUCCGUAAACCUUCAAAUCAUGUAGCCAAUAGGAAGUACCGUCGCCGAUCUCCUGCUGAUGGAUCAUCUUCAUCUGAAGGGAGUCCUAAGAAUGAACGUGGCACUAGUCCAUUCUCUUCAAGGGGAGAUCCUGCAAAAGCUUCUGAGCAUCAACAUAGAAGGAAGGAUGAGAGAGAAUAUAGGGAUUCUGGUCGUAGUCAGUCUGGCAAAGAUUCAUAUCGACAUUCUGAUCGAUAUUCCUCUAGGAAUUCCCAUGGUUAUUCUAAGCACGAUGAGUACAGCAGACAUGAGAAGCGUGCAGAUGAUGAAGAGAGACAUUACCAGGGAUCAUCCCAUUCCGGUAUGGAAUCAAGGCGUGCUGGUCACUCUGAUCAUACAAGAGAAGAAAGUGAACGUGGUAGGUCAAGAGACUAUGUGCGAAAUGUAGACAAAUACUCCCGUGAUAGAUAUGAUGGUUCAGGGCAUAGAAGUAAGGAUAAAGAGAGAGACUCAUUUUCCCUAGACCGUCAGAAAUUUAGGGAUAAGGAUUCAUCUCCUGACAGAGCUGGCUCUGGUAGGAAACAUACACUCACAACCUCUGAAGAUAAGGAUAGGGACCGGCACAGGCAGGACAGAGAUGGUUGGGAUGAGAAAAGGAAUUAUCAUAGGAGUUCUGGAGACUACAAAAGUGAUCGUCGAAAUGAUUCUGGAAGGGAUCAUGAUGUGCAUCGCUAUAGAGAUUCUUAUAAGGAUGACCAAAAGGAUCUAAACGGUCAAAAGGAAAAGAAGAAACAUGAUGACUGGGAUGCUAACAGGGACAAGGAUAGAUAUGAGCAGAAUGAAGAUAAACCUGUUUUUGGGAGUGAAAAACAAGAGUCUAUAGCUAAAAAGCCCAGGUUAUUUAGCUCUGAAAGGGAUGCUGAUUACAAUAAAGAUGGUGAUGAAAAGCAAUCUUCAAAGCAAGUUGGGGUUGAUGCUAAAGUCAUCGGAGGAGAGGCACAUGUGAAUAACUCGGAGGGUGCCAAUGACCUAAAUGCAGCAAAGGUUGCUGCAAUGAAAGCUGCUGAAUUAGGUACCUGAUGCCUUCAU
Molecule: messenger RNA, 1298 nt
Organism: Hevea brasiliensis (rubber tree)
Lineage: Eukaryota; Viridiplantae; Streptophyta; Magnoliopsida; Malpighiales; Euphorbiaceae
Exons: 4
Coding region: 177-1289 (370 amino acids)
Source: RefSeq, a predicted model, not a curated record